Messenger RNA from Anoplophora glabripennis (Asian longhorned beetle), 3583 nucleotides. It is a transcript of the gene insc, whose product is annotated as protein inscuteable homolog. The record is from RefSeq and is a predicted model, not a curated record. Lineage: Eukaryota; Metazoa; Arthropoda; Insecta; Coleoptera; Cerambycidae. Gene Ontology annotation, cellular component: apical cortex. Gene Ontology annotation, biological process: apical protein localization; establishment of mitotic spindle orientation; regulation of asymmetric cell division. The coding region runs from base 167 to 2488 and encodes 773 amino acids. The transcript is spliced from 5 exons. Gene Ontology annotation, molecular function: protein binding; cytoskeletal adaptor activity.
UGUGCGAACGCUUGUGCUAUGUGACGAAACUAUAAUUUCAGUGUUAAUACCAAUGUGACUAAUAGCCUGAUUAAUUUGUUUUACGCGUGGUUUAAUCAGCGAGACUGUUUUACCGCCCCUCAUUGGAUUUUUGGGACUUCUGUCACAGAAGGAACAAACAAACCUAAUGAGCGGCUUCAAGCGUAGCCCCAGCAAAGUGUGGUGGGGUAACGACAGCCUGGAGUGGCGCGAAAUUUCCGCCAGCCCCGGAAGCCAAGACUCCGGAUUUUCCGACACCGAAACCUCCCCCCACCUCCACGCCAACAACAACAAAAACUCCUCCGACACCCCCAAGAAGUCAUCCCCAGCCCAAAGGAUACCAAAGGACAUAUUCAAGGAACUCACCUCCGAGCAGGCGAAAGAGAACCUGUCGACGAAUUACAAAGAGAAAACCACCCCAGAGAAAGUGAAAAUAACGCAAGAAAGACUGGUAAAGUCCGAAGUGAAAGCCACCCCGAAAAAAACUCAGGAUCCGGCGCCCAGUAACACCGUCCCAGCGCGGAAGCACAGAUUCACCAAAAAUUCCCCCAAAGUUAGCAGAAAUUUAUUCAACUCGAAACAAAAAGAAUGCAAGAACGCGAUUGAGGCUCAUCAGUAUUCCAGGGAGCACGCCAGAGAAACAACACAUUCAACGUUUCUUAACACCAGUGAAGAAGACGCAGUUGAUGACAGCUACUCAUGGCGUUCUAGUAAUACCGUCGACGAGAGUUUCGAGAACGUCAGGGUUCGUACUUUGCCCUUGAUCAGUGCGGGAAAGGUUCCGGUGGAACUGGACACUUCGGCACCGGCAGUGUUGGGAAAUUUUAAGGAGGACGAGUAUGGCGCCGGUUUCAGUAACUCCCUCUCUAGUGACUGUGAGAGUGAACUAGAAUGUCUCUUCAACGGUGCGGACUCUCCCAAGCACACCUCGACGCCCAAAGCUGGACCCGGCACCAAGAUGUGCCAGAGACGAGAUAAACUUUCCUUGAACUUGUGCCUCAAGUACCACCAAGAAAGAGUUCCCCCUAUCCCCUCGAACGGCAUCGACGUCGAUAACAAAGCCGUACAAAGGUGGAUGGACGAAGCCAGACAGAACUACGAGCAAGAAUGCAUGACUACCCUCCAGUGCAAAUCCAUAGCAGGGGAGCUGAACCAAAAAGUGUCCCACCUGGCGUCUUGUCUGACGACGACGCUAAGGGGCAUACUUUCUCAUGCUAGAUGUAUCGAGAUGGAGUACAAGAAACUUAAUAGUGAAAAGAAACACAUAGAACCUUUAGUCCAAAGCUUAGUCGGUAACAUAUUAGACUUUCUGAAUACCAACACUCGAGACAUCAGCCCUAACAUGCUAAAACUUUGCGACGACAUCCGCCUAGCCAAAUCAGACGAGUCCCUUAAAGUCGUACCCACAUUAUAUGCGGAAUGGGAGAACGUCUACCAAGAAAUUCUAGUCAGAGAAGUGAAAAGGAUGAUGGACAAAUUAGAAAAUCCCACUUCUGAAUUGGACUUGCGCGCUACCGUCACUGGAAUCACCUCUCUAGCUCUUCGCAACGAAGAACUAAUAGAGAUGUUCACUAAAGCGGACGUCAUACCGAUUCUCUUGAUCCUCUGCGAAAAAUGCGAGGGUUCUUCAAUGAGAAGUUUGAUACUGCGGGCCCUAUCCACUAUGUGCUGCAACUCCUCUGCCGUAAGGCAACUCGAAAAGUUCUCAGGCGUGCAAAUAAUAGCAGAAACCUUGGAAGAGGACAGCAGACCUGAGCCUGAGAGAUCUGAAGCUGUCGCUUUGCUAGCGCAAGUAACGGCGCCUUGGCUGGAAGACAACCACUGCGUCAAAGGUUUACAAGAUUACUCCAGGAAACUGGUAAAAUCCUUGACGAAGUUCGCUGCUGUCACGAAAUGUUGCCAAAAUCUUCUUCUCUGCGCGGCAGCUUUAGCAAACCUCAGCACCAUGGACCCAAAGAGUAUUAAGCAUAUGAUCCACGCUAAAACGGCCAAAGUAAUGUUAGAAGGUGUCAAGAUUAAAGGACCUAGAGCAUCAAUUUAUCUCCUUGAACAAGUAGCGACUUUAAUAGCGAACAUGUCCGCGAUAGACCUGGCUAGAAAGCAACUCACCAACAUCAAAGCUUCGGGAGUGUUGCUCUGUUUCCUGAAAACAAACUUCGUAGGGGAAGACGUGGAAAGGAGACUUCAGCAGAAGAGUAUCAUCGCUCUGUCUAGGUUAUGUGGACAGAAGGAAGCCGCAACACAGGUUGUCGAGCUUGGGGGGGUAGAAAGGCUAGUCAAAAUGUGUCGAGAGAAGAAUGAGAGGCAUGACAGUGACGCGGUUUUGGUGGCAGCUCUGGCUACACUUAGGAAAAUCGCGGAUGCAUGUGGUGCAGACGUCUUAAGUGCUCAAGACGCUCAAGAGCUGGUGGAGCCGAAAUUACUCGACUCAUUUUUAGCCUAUUCGACUCAAAACGAAAGCUACGUGUAAUCUGUAUAGUGCCUUAUAAAACUUAUUUUAUCGGUAUUUGAUGUACAAGUAACGAAAAAUCGUUUCAAUUUUUUCUCUGAGUGUAACAGUAAUUGUAUUAACCUGCCAUAUGACUUGUGUUAUACGUUUAAUUUUUAUAAAAUUGUUUUGUGCUAUUAAAUCGUUUAUGUUUUGUUAUUUUUGUAAUUUAUUUUCUAGGCUCGGUUUAGAUCAUUUUCCUAUUAUUCGUAGAAUGAUGUAAAUAGUUCCAAAUAUUUCUUAACAUUGUAGAAGUCCAAAAAACAAUUUUCUAGAAAAUAUCAAAACUAACAGGUAAACCAUUGUUUGUGCGUGUACUAAAGAAAGUAAAGUAGGUAUUUUAUAGAAAAUUUAACGGGGCUUUUCAUCUUAUAUUUGCAGAAAGUAGUAAAUUAAUAGAAUGCAGCUACAUAUACCUAUAUAAUACUGGCUAUACCUAUUCAUUUAUUAUUAUUUUACUCUCCAUUUAAUUAUGUUUUUUUAACCGUAAAAUUUGCUAAAACGUCAUCUAUUUCUCAUCAAUAAAAUUUCACCUUCGUUUCUCAUAUGACCAUUUUAACUGUGGGUACAUAUUUCAAAUAAGCUGUGUAAUAAUGAAAUAUAUUCAACAGUUACAGCAAUUACAUUUAUUUUACAGUAUAUAUGGCUUAGUUCAAAUUUGUAACUUUUUGCAAAGAUAAGAUGCAAUUUUAUUUUUUUUAUUCACUUUUUAUUUUAAAUUAGCAGAUAAGUAUAUAGGUACCUUUGUGGGAAUUGUAAACAAUGUUUCUAAUAUAUGUUAACAUAUUAAACAAAAGGUUGACAAAAUUUUACAUAGAUGUUAGAUGAGUGAGGAUAUUACAUUUACUCAAUGUAUAUUGAGUACAGUACAAUUCAAACACUUCAGGUACCUAAAGCUAGUCUUUUUAGUUAUAAAAUUGUUUAGUUGUAAAAUGGAAGUUUAAUCUGAAACCACAAUGUACAUAGACGUUUCUAGACAAUACCUCUGUGGCUUAUAUAUGUGGUAGAUACUAGUGACGAGUUUUUGUGUUCUGCACGAUGUGUCUUAUUCUGGACACACAGUUACCAAAUAAUAUA